AUGGAUCCAAUAGGAAGGGGAGCAGGAGUUUCGCCAUACGGCACUCCGCGUGGUUCUGGCGCUCAUCCUGCGUUAUCUUCUUCAUGGCGAGUGGGCUCACCUCUAGCUGAGGCUGCGCUGGCUGCAGACCUUGCCGCAUGCUCGGAUGAGGAGUAUGAUGAUAGUGCUAUCGACGACGAUGUCUCUGUAUCUGAUCUCCCGGGCGAUCCAAUUAUGUAUCGUCGUCCUAGCGGUGUUGCUUUUGGAGGCUCGCGGCCGAUAAUGAACCCUCAAAUAUAUGAUGAGCCAGGUUUGACGGCCUUAGAAAGGAAACAGUCUCGUAACGCUGAGCGCAGCCUACUUCGGGACAACCAUGUUCUCCCGCCAAAGCACGGGCACCGUCGGCAAGAUGGUUUCUUCUCUCGUGUCUACCAACGUCUUUUUAGCACGAAGAUACCGCAGGACGAGGAACAAGCGCCUAUUGUUUCAGUGCAGCCUCAUAGCGAAACGGACCCUCUCUUGAGUUCCAGAGUUGAUGCUGUAUCGUCUGGGCACCUUAAUGAAACAUGGGAUCAUGCGGUGGCCGAGCAUCGAAUCAAGACCACCUGGCAACGUGAAGCGAAGACUAUCGCAAGCUAUUCUGCGCCCCUCAUCGUCACCUUCCUCUUGCAAUACUCGAUUAAUGUCACCAGUAUCUUCGCCGUCGGGCGAAUUGGUAAACUUGAACUAGGUGCUGUGUCAUUGGCCAAUAUGACUGCGGCUAUUACUUGCCUGGCGCCUUUCCAGGGCCUUGCUACUUCUCUUGACACUUUGUGUGCACAGGCUUAUGGAUCUGGCCACAAGCAUCUUGUUGGACUGCAGUUCCAGCGAAUGACUUGCUUCUUAUUCGUACUUGCUGUGCCAGUUGCCGUGUUUUAUUGGUUUUCUGAAGGCGUCAUCAGAGCGCUUGUUCCGGAGCCCGAAUCAGCCCGUCUGGCUGGCAUGUACCUUCGGGUUAUGAUCUUCAGCAUCCCAGGAUUUAUUCUCUUUGAAGGUGGCAAGCGGUUUACACAAGCCCAGGGCUUGUUCCGCGCCACGACGUAUGUUCUCCUCAUUGUUGCGCCCUUCAAUGUCUUCCUGAGCUGGCUCUUGGUCUGGAAGUUGCAGUGGGGUUUCAUCGGAGCUCCUGCAGCUGUCGCCAUCAGCAACAACCUCCUCCCCAUAUUCCUCUUCUUGUAUGUUCGCUUUAUCAAUGGUCGGCAGUGCUGGGGUGGCUUUAGUCGACGGGCUCUUAGCAACUGGUGGAUUAUGAUUCGACUUGCUCUGCCUGGUAUGAUUAUGGUUGAGGCAGAAUGGCUCGCUUUUGAAAUCCUGACGUUGAUGGCGAGUCGAUUCGGCCCAGAAUAUCUGGCUGCGCAGAGUGUUGUGACCACCAUCACAACACUGUCGUAUGAAAUUCCAUUCCCUAUGUCUAUUGCUGCCUCGACUCGCAUUGCCAACCUCAUUGGAGCUGGCCUUGUUGAACCGGCCAAGAAGACGGGUGUUGCUUUCGUUGCCGCCUGUCUCAUCGGAAUGUUUAACCUUACUCUCUACACCACUCUACGCUAUAAGCUACCUCUGUUGUUCACCAAGGACGAAGACGUUAUCGAACUUGUUGCAGCAGUCAUGCCUAUCGUGUCAGUCAUGCAGGUAUUUGACGGACUUGCAGCAGGAGCCCACGGCUUGCUCCGAGGUAUCGGGAAACAAUCAAUCGGUGGUCCCGCCAAUAUCCUCUCGUACUAUGCCCUAUCACUUCCUAUCUCACUGGCUUUAGCUUUUGGUCUAGAUUGGAAGCUGGACGGCUUGUGGAUUGGAGUCACAUGUGGAACUAUCUCUGUCGCAUCGAUUGAGUAUAUAUACUUGUUCCGAACCGAUUGGCACAAGGCUGCUGAGGAGGCUGCAGUUCGUAACGCUGCUGGUUGA
Messenger RNA from Fusarium poae, 1920 nucleotides. RefSeq lists its product as uncharacterized. Bases 1 to 1920 code for a protein of 639 amino acids. Lineage: Eukaryota; Fungi; Ascomycota; Sordariomycetes; Hypocreales; Nectriaceae. The transcript has 4 exons. Gene Ontology annotation, cellular component: membrane. Gene Ontology annotation, biological process: xenobiotic detoxification by transmembrane export across the plasma membrane. Gene Ontology annotation, molecular function: xenobiotic transmembrane transporter activity; antiporter activity. The record is from RefSeq and is a predicted model, not a curated record.